Messenger RNA from Cataglyphis hispanica, 971 nucleotides. RefSeq names its product protein seele (gene sel). Gene Ontology annotation, cellular component: endoplasmic reticulum. The record is from RefSeq and is a predicted model, not a curated record. Bases 150 to 794 code for a protein of 214 amino acids. The transcript has 5 exons. Lineage: Eukaryota; Metazoa; Arthropoda; Insecta; Hymenoptera; Formicidae.
UUUAUAUAUUGAAAAAUGUAUGGUACACGUGUCGCAUGCUGUAGUUGAUACAAAGCUUAGAUAUAUAUUAUUGUAAAAAAAAUAUACAUUUAAAAGUGUAUCAUACUUUACAUAAUAACCUAUAAUUUACAUAAUAAUCUACGUAUAAGAUGAGAGGCUUUUUAUUCGUAAGUCUAUUUUUAAUAAGCGUAUUUGCAGAGCCUGAUGAAAUUGAUCUAAAGCAUUUGAAAUGUUUAGUUUGCAGGGCAAUUAUGAAAGAAUUACAGGCUCAAGUAUCCAAAGCCAAUCCAAACAAAUUAGUUGAAGUAGGUAGUUAUAGGAUGGAUGCUGAGGGAAAUACUAAACGCAAAAUGGUUCCAUUAAGCCGAUCAGAAGUAUACAUCUUGGAUUUGUUGGAUGAUAUCUGUGAGAAAAUGACAGAUUACGUGAGAGCAAGAAAGAAAUCUAAUAAUCAAUUGACAAUAUUAAAUCUCAUGUCUUCACCGGGUAUGAUGAAUCCUCGGAUGGGAGAAGUUGACAUAAUUCAAGAUGGUGAUUUAAAUAAGAGUCUAGAGCAUUACUGCAGAUUUAUAGUUGAGGAAUUUGAAGAAGAUAUAUUAUCAUUAUAUAUUCAUGAUAUACACAAUAAGAAAGAGAAGCUUUGUACACAGAUUUCAGAUAUCUGUAAUGAAAAUUAUAUUGAUGAUGAUGACGAUGAUAAUAAUGAUUAUAAUGAUAAUAAUGAUUAUGAUGAGAAUGUUUCUAAUCACGAUACUACUGAUAUUGAUUAUGAUGAGGACAGAGAUGAAUUAUAAAUGCAUUUAGAACAAUUUCAAGCAAGUGUGGAAAUAUUAUUUAUAUGUGUAAGUGAAUUAAGAAAAUAUGUAGAAAUUCUCAAAGAUAUUAAGUUACAUCAACCAAUUAAAUGGUUUUUGUUUUGUAAACAAUUCGGUGCAUGAAAUAUAUAAAUAUUUUACAUUUUGCUAUUUAAA